This is a messenger RNA of Aethina tumida (small hive beetle), 2384 nucleotides long. RefSeq names its product plasmanylethanolamine desaturase (gene Kua). Gene Ontology annotation, molecular function: oxidoreductase activity. Lineage: Eukaryota; Metazoa; Arthropoda; Insecta; Coleoptera; Nitidulidae. Bases 330 to 1271 code for a protein of 313 amino acids. The record is from RefSeq and is a predicted model, not a curated record. The transcript has 4 exons.
CCAGCGAGCAGGUGCAGCAGGCGGCGCCCGCGCUCCGCCGCGUAACCACCCCACCGACCGUGGGCCUCGUCCCCGCGAACGCACACACACACUCGGCGUUCGCACGCCCCGACCCAGCCCGUAUUCCCGUCACGUCACCGGACGACAUUAUUCGAACGCCAGAAACCGUCAAACACGUGAGUCAGCGGAGUCAGUCGCGACAGCGCCGCGCUUCAUGUGCGUUCUCCAGGUGCUAAGCAACCGACGACGGCACCAUGGUCCGUUCGCGUCGCGUACCCGCGUGACUGCCCGACGAGUUUAGGUUCGUCGCGAAUAACAUUUCGGCCGCGAUGUCGUUACCGCUGCCGCUCAGCUGUUCGUCGAGGGUGAACCAGGUGCUGGACAAUCCCCUCGGCGCCACCAUCGGCACCAACCUGCUGGCGCCGGUCAAGACCGAACAGGAGAUACUCGAGAACUCGAUGCUGGAGGACGAUCCGAACGCGAACUGUGCCGGCACGACGUUGCCGCCGGAGAACUCCGGCCCGAGAUGGGGACCGCAGCACAAGGGCGCCCAGGAGCUGGCCAACCUCUACAGCACCGGGAAACGCACCCAGGAAUGCAUAUGCGUGGCGAUAUGCCUGACGCUGAUGGCCGUCAACCUGGUGUUCAUAGUGUUCCACAUAAAGCUGCAGAACCUCAGCACGAUCAUGGUGGCGGCGUUCUGCGGCAUCGUGACCGCCGACUUCGGUUCGGGGUUCGUGCACUGGGCCGCGGACACUUGGGGCUCCAUCGAGCUGCCGGUCAUCGGAAAGAAUUUCUUACGUCCAUUCCGCGAACAUCACAUCGACCCCACGUCGAUCACCCGCCACGACUUCAUCGAAACCAACGGCGACAACUUCAUGGUCACGAUCCCGUUCCUGGCCCGGAUGGUGUGGGACUUCAUCACCCUGUCGGAGGAGGACGUCCAGAAGAAGUUCACGUGGAACUGUUACGUGUUCCUGCUGGCCAUAUUCGUCGCCAUGACUAACCAGAUCCACAAAUGGUCGCACACCUACUUCGGACUGCCGGCCUGGGUGGUGUUCCUGCAGGAGCACCACGUGAUCCUGCCCAGGAGGCACCACCGCAUUCAUCACGUGGCACCGCACGAGACCUACUUCUGCAUCACGACCGGCUGGCUGAACUGGCCGUUGGAGAAGCUGCACUUCUGGUCGGCGUUGGAGGUGAUCAUACAGGCGCUCACCGGUCUGAAGCCGCGGGACGACGACCUCAAGUGGGCCAAAAAGGGGACAUGAUAGUUUUGGCGGGACUCUGUUUGUGGUGCAGAGCACACACGUUUGAUGCAGACUGUAUUUACUUUAUUUUAUACAAAUGCGGUGGUAAUGAAUGUUUUACUAUUCCUGCAUACUUUAUUCUCUCAGGACGCGUCUAGUCGAAAAUAAAGGUGAAUUUUACCAAAGCCACAAUUCCAGCACUCAUUUUACAUAAACUGAUUGCCAAAUGAUAGUUUAAUUUGUACAUCGACGACGAGUAAUCAAGGGUGGCGGACACUUUUACGAGACUUUUGUACAUACAAAUUAAUAAAUGCAUUCCGUCUUGUAUUAAUCUUCAUUUUGAUUUUGUGUUCAAAAACGUGUAACAAAUUCUUUUGUGAAAGUCUCUGCAGAUCCUACAAUAUUAACACAAAGUGCACAUACAAAUUUAAGACCCGUUUGUGUCAUUUAAUGUUGCAAUAAAUUUAUAACAACAACCAUUUAGUUACUUAUUUAUUUUACUGCAAUCACAAUUAAUGGUUCUGAUAUAAAACCAUAGAACCAAGCGUUUCUAAAGGUGCCUAUAAAUCAUUAAGUAUGCUAAAGCAAAUAAUUUAUAUUGUUAUAAUCAAAUCCGAUGUUUGUAUUAAUUUUAAAACUACUAAAUUUAAACAUAUCGAUAAUUAACUGUGUGAUUUUAAAAUUAAUAUAAAAUGUGACUUAGGGACCACAGGACAUUCGUCCGAAAAUAACUGUAUAGAUUUAGUCUGUUGAUUAUUUAUAUUUCAUAGAUGAUUAUUAAACAGCUUCAACAAAAUGAAAUCAAAUUGUCAUUUAAUUGUGUUCAUAUGAUAGUGAGAGAUGAGCUGUUUAAUAAGGAGCUAACGCGACGCUUUUAAUAAAUUAUAAGACACAAGAUAAUUUAUAAAUAGAUAAAACGCACUUCCAUUUAAAUGUGUCGUCGUGAACGUGAAGUACCAAUAAUUCUUAUUAGUGAUUAGUACCACAACCACGCUUACUGUAAGUUAUUGCUAUGGAGCUUUUGUUGAGAUAUUAAAAGAUUGUAUAUAAUGAUAAUUAUAUUUGUAAUGACUGGAAACAGACGAAGUUAUGUAUGUUGUUUAGUUAUUAAAAAUAAAUCGCUUGCAUUUACAA